AUGUCAUCGGAGAAUAAAUCCGUCGGUGAAUCACAGUGUUUGUCACCCAGUUUCAUAGACGAUUUGAAUCCAUCCAAAGAUAUGUGGACUAUCAAGUGUCGAAUCAUCCGCAAAUGGAUUCAGCCCUUUCGGAUGGAUCUCGUGUUGAUCGAUGAGAAGUGUUUAUACAGAGAUGAUUCUCUAAUCCCCAUGAUUUUGGGUUUGUUUUUUAUUUCUAAGCUUCUUGGUUGUGGUCGUAAAAUUCAAGCAGGUAUUAAGGCUCCAUUGAUACCUGUGUUUAUCUCUCAACUCCAUGAGGAUGAGGUUGUUAUUCUAUCCAGAUUUGGUGUUGGAGAAAACAAUGAUACCUACAAAGUUGUUAAUCAUGGUUACAAGAUUAACUUUUACCGUUGUACGGUUGUUACACGUGCCAGUGGUUGGGAAGGGGUUGAUUAUGGAUUUAACUUCAUGGCACAUUCAGAAAUUCUUAAAGGAGAGGGAAAGAAUCUGGUCACUGUUGAUGUUGCUGGAAUUGUUGUGUCGUGUGGAGAUAUGGAAGUCUUUCCGAAUGAAAGAAAAAGGAUGAACUUUGAUCUUCAAGAUGUGCAGGGAGAAGUAGUUCGUUGUACUUUGUGGAAUGGAUAUGCACAACAAUUUAAUGAUUUCUUGACGCAAAACAAUCCGAUUGAGAAUGUCAUGGUUGUCAUUCAGCAUACGAAGAUUAAGCUGUGGCAGGGUAAUUUACAUUUGACUGAUUCAUUUACUUUAGUGACAAUAUACGUUCAGAAUGAUAAGUUUGGAACUCGACUGUUUCUCAACGAAGAAAUUCAUGAGUUUAAUGAACUUCGUAGGAGGCUUUUAGUGAAACACUUUGAAGCUGGUGCUUCUUCUUCUCAAACCAUUCUUUCAUCUCAGAGUGUAUUUCCAGUCCGUCAAGAAUUUCUAAUUGAUACUCCUAAGAAACAUGUUGAUGAAAUAAUUGAGAUUGAAAGCGUAAUGUCAUGUGUGGUAGUUGCAACGAUCAAAAUUGUUCAAAAAACUAUGGGUGGUUUUAUCCGGCAUGUCGAAACUGUAACAAGAAGGUUCAAGGUACAUUUGAGAGUCCAAGAUGAAACUGGUAGUAUCUCUUUCGUGAUGUUUGAUAAAGAUGUAACGAAGCUCAUUGGUUCAACUGCGAGUGAUAUAAGGGAACGCCAAGUGAAGGCCAAUGAUACUGAGAGUUUUCCACAUGAAAUAUCUCGGUUGGUUGAAAAAAAGUUGGCUUUUAAAAUUGAAGUUUCUGAUUACAACCUUAACCAUGAGUAUCAUGUUUACACUAUCCAAAAAUUAUGUGAUGAUCCGGACAUACUUGCUGAGUUGGUUGCUGGUAAUGGUAAUGGUCUUGAGGUUGUUGAUGAGGUGUUUAGUCAAGAAGGUUCAGAAAUCAAAGUUGAGAGAUUAUCUGAGUCCUCACAGAUGGCUGGUGCUGCUAUUUCAAAGGUUGUUGUAUCUGUUACCGCCGACUCUUCUGUUGUCGAAGCCGAGAAGGAUUCGGGCACCAGUCCGAAUGGUAAACGUUCGUUGCAGGAUGUGGAAGGUCAAAAUAUUGGGGAACUGUCUUCUAGCAGCAAAAAUAAUCGGAAGAGGUCAUCUAGGGUUAAAACCUAG
Molecule: messenger RNA, 1626 nt
Organism: Helianthus annuus (common sunflower)
Lineage: Eukaryota; Viridiplantae; Streptophyta; Magnoliopsida; Asterales; Asteraceae
Exons: 11
Coding region: 1-1626 (541 amino acids)
Source: RefSeq, a predicted model, not a curated record